Pipistrellus kuhlii (Kuhl's pipistrelle) is the source of this 2816-nucleotide messenger RNA. It is a transcript of the gene SHISA2, whose product is annotated as shisa family member 2. The coding region runs from base 1 to 1176 and encodes 391 amino acids. The transcript has 2 exons. Gene Ontology annotation, cellular component: endoplasmic reticulum. Gene Ontology annotation, biological process: negative regulation of fibroblast growth factor receptor signaling pathway; negative regulation of Wnt signaling pathway. The record is from RefSeq and is a predicted model, not a curated record. NCBI's taxonomy places the organism in Eukaryota, Metazoa, Chordata, Mammalia, Chiroptera, Vespertilionidae.
AUGCGGGAGGACAGCUCUGGGCGCCUUCUGAGUCUGCGCCCGAAACGUCCCGUCAGCGCAGACCCCCUCUCCAGGCUGCCCCGGGCAGGAGGAGGGCAUGGCUUAGAGCCUUCGGGGCCAGCAGCCCGGCGUCGUUGGCUCCAGGGACGUCGCGGCAAAGGGCAGCGGGCGCUCCCUGAGAAGAGGGACGAGGUCCCGGCCCGAGCACCCCCGGAACUGGAACUCGGGGGCCGCGACUUGCCGAAGACCGUGCCGCGCUCCCCGGAGACGCGCGGCCCGCGCCCGGGUGCCAUGCGGGGCGGCCGCCGCCCGCUCGCCGCUGCCCGAACCCCCGCCGCCCUCCUGCGGCUGCUGCUGGCCGCGCUGCUGGCGGCGGGCGUGCGGGCCAGCGGCGAGUACUGCCACGGCUGGCUGGACGCGCAGGGCGCCUGGCACGUCGGCUUCCAGUGCCCCGAGCGCUUCGACGGCGGCGACGCCACCAUCUGCUGCGGCGGCUGCGCGCUGCGCUACUGCUGCUCCAGCGCCGACGCGCGCCUGGACCAGGGCGGCUGCGACAACGACCGCCAGCAGGGCGCCGGCGAGCCCGGCCGCGCGGACAAAGACGGCUCGGACGGCUCGGCAGUCCCCAUCUACGUGCCAUUCCUCAUCGUUGGGUCCGUGUUUGUCGCCUUCAUCAUCUUGGGGUCAAUCGUGGCCGCCUGUUGCUGCAGAUGUCUCCGUCCUAAGCAGGAGCCCCAGCAGAGCCGGGCCCCUGGGGGGAGCCGCUUGAUGGAGACCAUCCCCAUGAUCCCCAGUGCCAGCACUUCCCGGGGCUCGUCCUCCCGCCAGUCCAGCACAGCUGCCAGCUCCAGCUCCAGCGCCAACUCCGGAGCCCGGGCGCCCCCAACGAGGUCACAGACCAACUGCUGCUUGCCUGAGGGGACCAUGAACAACGUCUAUGUCAACAUGCCCACGAACUUCUCUGUGCUGAACUGUCAGCAGGCCACCCAAAUUGUGCCCCAUCAAGGGCAGUAUCUCCAUCCCCCGUAUGUGGGAUACACGGUGCAGCAUGACUCGGUGCCCAUGACUCCUGUGCCGCCUUUCAUGGACGGCCUACAGACGGGCUUCAGGCAGAUCCAGGCCCCCUUCCCUCACACUAACAGUGAACAGAAGAUGUACCCAGCCGUGACCGUGUGACUCAAGGUGCCGACUGGGUUCCAUUAUGAGACCGAGGAAAGAGGAAGCUGUGGAGUCGGCAAGGAUUCUCAAAACGGCAGUCCAUGCAUGCUGGGGAUGUUCAUGGCACAAUUCAUUUGGAUAGUUCCAUUUGCCCCCAAACUGUGUGAAAACAUCUCUCUCUGAAUUAGCUUUUGUGGAUGUUUUAUCCCAGUGCAUGAUCGAUCUAUGACGGAAAAGGACAUCACCUGGAGAUGCCUGUGUUGUCACUGAUGGUUGAAUGACAAAUCUUGAGCCCUUAAGUGCCCUUGAGGUAUGGCUGUCAAAAGAUUUUUGUAAACAGAUGAUUAAGGGUGUUUAUUAUAUUGUUAUUAUUAUUAUUGUUUCUUUUGUUUUUGUUUUUUACUGUACCCAAUCAGAAUACCUAUUCCUUGCCUCUUACCUGGGUAAGGCUUUUAUAAGCAUCCAAGGUUUAGGGAAAGAUAUUAGAACACAAUUAUUAUACAAGGAAAUCCAAUUUGAGCUCCAUGAGAUUAGUCAUUGGUCUCAGUAUUUCAUAGGUAUUCUUUCUUUCAUUGUAAAAAGACAUAUAAAUGGUCUAUUUUUGUGCUUUUUUUUGGUCUAUUUUGUGCUUUUUUACCUUGUGUAGAGAUCUUAUUACAAAGUGAUUUUCUACAUUAAAAAGAGACUGAAAGAAUUUGUUUAGUUACUUAACUAAUGACGUUUCAGAACUCUAGGGUUUUAAUCUUGAAAUGGUGGGUGGUGUAGUAAUAAAGCCAUUCAUCCCCUUCUUGAUUGUAUCUUCUAAUUUUCCAACUUUACAGUGACAUCUGAGAAGUAACUAGACUUUUUUAUGUUGAAAUUAUAAUCUAUCACCUGCUACUUCUACAAAUUACGUAUGGCUUGGCAUUUCUUUCUAUUUGGUUUUUAGAUCCCCAUGUCUAUGUAGGACCCAGUGCAGGUAAUUACUGUCUUAUAAAUUAAGAUCAGCAUUUCUGCUUAGAACUGAUAAAAUAUUUCUUGUUUCCCCUAUAAAUAUCAAAGAAAUGCUUUAUAAAGGUUGAGUAUAGCUUCUCAGCCAUAAUCCAAGGUUUUGGAUGAAAUUUAAACCACAAAUAUAAUUUACUUUGCAAAUCUUAAGGCUUUUUAUACUCUUGUUAUCAAAAUGGCUUAUUUUUCAGGCAAUAGGGACUAUUAAAUCAGGAGAAAAGCUUUUCAAAGAGAUAUUGCCUUUCUUUCCCCACAAAGUUCUUAUUUUUCUCUCCUAGUCCUCAGCAAGCACUAUAUUCAUUACCAGUGUUCAGAAUUAUGAGAUUCAAGUGAGUUUGUGUAUUGUUUACUUAUAAGAAAUAAGUUUAAGUAUGUGCAAGUAAAUUUCCAACUGCUAGCAAAAACAAGAUUUGUAAUUAAACAAAUGCAUAAGGUUGGUCUUUGACACAUUUAUGCCAAUGUCUGUUACCUUUCAUCUACCCUAUCUAUCAUCUAUCUGUCUACCUACCUACCUACCUGUCUUUCUAUCUAACAAUCUAACAUCUAUCUCAUGUCUGAAUAAUGUAAAACCACUGUUGGCAAUUGGUAUCUGCAAAGAUACUCAAACAUUUUUAAUAACCAAAGGCAGGGGAAAAUAAUUUUACUUAUUAAUAAAUAUUUUAUGGUAUGAA